Messenger RNA from Miniopterus natalensis, 2974 nucleotides. It is a transcript of the gene COQ8A, whose product is annotated as coenzyme Q8A. NCBI's taxonomy places the organism in Eukaryota, Metazoa, Chordata, Mammalia, Chiroptera, Miniopteridae. Gene Ontology annotation, biological process: ubiquinone biosynthetic process. The record is from RefSeq and is a predicted model, not a curated record.
UCCCGGGCGCGCGUGAGGCGCUUGCAGUGCGACGACAAAGCGGAGGCUGCGCGAAGGUGACCGCGGCCCAGCUUCCAGCCCCGGGCUCUGAAGGAUGGCUGCCAUGUUGGGGGACGCCAUCAUGGUGCUCAAAGGCCUUGCCAAGCUGACUGAGGCGGCUGUGGAAACCCACCUGCAGCACUUGGGCCUCGGAGGGGAGCUCAUCAUGGCGGCCAGGGCCCUACAAUCCACAGCUGCAGAGCAGAUUGGCAUGUUCUUGGGGACGGUGCAGGAGCAGGAGAAGCAUGAAGAACCUUACAUUUCUGAGAGUUUUGAUGACCCAGAAUCAGAGUUCCACUUCUCAGGGCCAGGGGCCGAGGGAGCCUCUCCAGACUUCUCUGCAGCCUCUUCCCAGGACCAGUCAUCAUCUCCACCCCAGGAUCACGCUGGCAGAAAGGGUCCAGCUACUGCCUACGUUGACAGUGGACCCUUUAGGGAAGCUGGGCUCCCAGGCCAGGCUGCCUCUCCUCUGGGCAGGGCGAAUGGGAGGCUCUUUGUAGACAGCAGAGCCCCCUUCUCUCCCACUGGCCUUCAGCAAAGGUUUUACCACCAGGACCAGUCCUCCGUGGGGGGCCUUACGGCCGAGGACAUUGAGAAGGCCCGGCAGGCCAAGGCUCGCCCUGAGAGCAAGCCGCACAAGCAGAUGCUCAGUGAGCGGGCUCGGGAGAGGAAGGUGCCAGUUACACGGAUUGGGCGGCUGGCCAACUUUGGAGGUCUGGCUGUGGGUCUGGGCUUUGGAGCACUGGCUGAAGUUGCCAAGAAGACCCUCCGCCCUGAGGACACCUCAGGGGGGAAGAAGGCUGUGCUGGACUCUAGCCCCUUCCUGUCCGAGGCCAACGCAGAGCGCAUUGUGAGCACCCUCUGCAAGGUGCGGGGGGCGGCGCUCAAGCUGGGCCAGAUGCUGAGCAUCCAGGAUGAUGCUUUCAUCAACCCCCAUCUGGCCAAGAUCUUUGAGCGGGUGAGGCAGAGCGCGGACUUCAUGCCACUGAAACAGAUGACGAAAACUCUCAACAGUGACCUGGGCCCCAACUGGAGGGACAAGCUGGAGUACUUUGAGGAACGACCCUUUGCAGCCGCCUCCAUCGGGCAGGUGCACCUGGCCCGAAUGAAGGGCGGCCGUGAGGUGGCCAUGAAGAUCCAGUACCCUGGCGUGGCCCAGAGCAUCAACAGUGACGUCAACAAUCUCAUGACUGUGCUGAACAUGAGCAACGUGCUUCCAGAAGGCCUGUUCCCUGAGCACCUGAUCGACGUGCUGAGGCGGGAGCUGGCACUUGAGUGCGACUACAAGCGGGAGGCUGCCUGUGCCAAGAAGUUCAGGGAGCUACUGAAGGACCACCCCUUCUUCUACGUGCCCGAGAUCGUGGAUGAGCUCUGCAGCCCCCACGUGCUGACCACAGAGCUUGUGUCUGGCUUCCCCCUGGACCAGGCUGAGGGGCUGAGCCAGGAGAUCCGGAAUGAGAUCUGCCAUCACAUCCUGGUCCUGUGCCUGAGGGAGCUGUUCGAGUUCCACUUCAUGCAAACAGACCCCAACUGGUCCAACUUCUUUUACGAUCCUGAGCAGCACAAGGUGGCUCUUCUGGACUUUGGGGCAACUCGGGAAUAUGACAAGUCCUUUACUGACCUCUACAUCCAGAUCAUCAGGGCUGCUGCCGACAGGGACAGGGAGACUGUGCUGAAGAAAUCCAUAGAGAUGAAGUUCCUCACCGGCUACGAGGUCAAGGCCAUGGAAGAUGCCCACCUGGACGCCAUCCUCAUCCUGGGGGAGGCCUUUGCCUCGGAGGAGCCCUUUGACUUUGGCACCCAGAGCACCACCGAGAAGAUCCACAGCCUGAUUCCCAUCAUGCUGAAGCACCGGCUCAUCCCGCCCCCUGAGGAGACCUACUCACUGCACAGGAAGAUGGGGGGCUCCUUCCUCAUCUGCUCCAAGCUCAAGGCCAAGAUCCCCUGUAAGGCCAUGUUCGAGGAGGCCUACAGCAACUACUGCAAGAGGCGGGCGGAGCAGUAGCCGCGCAGUGGGAACUCAGCCCUGUGCAGCCGAAACUAGUAGGAAGCUGGUGGUGGUAAUGCUCCGUUUAAACUCCUUUGCCCAAGGAGGGGUGGCAGGCUCCGGCGGGGAGGGGUGCUGCUUGGAGCCCCGGUGCCAGCGCUUAUCCUGGUUUUUACUGCUAAGACGGUGCGGGGCGCGGGCGCGGGCGCAGGAAUGAAAAUGAAACAGCAGCUGUCAGAAUCUGCCAGCUGUUUCUUCAGAGGCUGAAUACUCUGGAAAGAGAUCCGGCAGUUUUCUUCCCUGUUCCUUUUAGUAACAGGGCUUUACUUAAAGUGAAUGUUAACCCAAAGGCGUGAGACUCCUCCUGUCAAGUCCCUGCCACCAAGAAAAAUAGAGAACCCUUUUUGGAUGUUAUUGGACACGUGCAUAAGGUUUGUGUAUGUGUUUCUAGAAUGAGAUUUGUGUUUCCUGCCCUUUUCCUCUCUGGCUUGUGAUCUGCAGCUGGGAGAAGUCAGAUCUGAGCAGUGCCAACAGGUACUGUUUAACCAAGUGAGGCUGCUUUCUGGUUGGUUGCUGUACUUUUUGAGAACUGGAAGUUUCCAGAGAAUUGCUGCCUCCCAUGGGUAGAAAAGUGACAGCUCGUCUUCUAGCACGUGCUAGAAGAUGGUGUGUGUGUAGGGGAACCUCUUUUCCCCUCCAGGCCCAGAAGCCUUUGCGGAAGGAUAUGAAUGUGCAGAUGUUACCUGGUUAGACCUGAGGGGUCCUCACAGGCUCUGUUAAUUUUUUUAAAAUUCAUAUAAUUGUCUGAUUUACUUGUUUCAAUAAAAGCAAAACAUCCUACCACUGCGGCAUUAAUUCUUUCACUCCUAAAGAGCUCUGAGCCGGUGGGGAGGAGCCCAAGGUCAGUGUCACACCCCAUCCUGCCUCCAGAUGCUCCUGCAAGGUUUG